UUAAAAUUACAUUGCGGAAAACAUGUUAAGCCAAAUAUUUUAAUGCCAUUUUGUUUACCAUAUACAAUGUAUAUAAUCACUUGAUAUUUAACAAGUGUUAAGUCGGAUUAGAUCAUUUAAAGAACUUUGUUACGCUUGUGGUUGAAGAAAGAUAUAAGCAGUUUAAAAUGCGAAAAUUUAAUAUUCAUUAAAAAGUAAGGGCUCGAUCGGAAAAAACGGAAUAUCUUUCAAGGUGUUCGGGUCGACAUAACCUCGCAGAAUGGGCUGCGGAAGUUCCAGUACAGCUGUCCAGACGUUCCAGAAUCCAGAAGAAAACAAAAACUAUCAGAGCCAUCAAAAAGUGCCAUCUAGACAGGCGUCUGCUGCAUCUUCGAUUAGAAGCAAAAAAUCGAAAAAGUCGAGUAGAAAGUCGUCUGCGUCAAGUCGCUCGUCGUCUAAAAGCGCAGAUAGCAGCCGGCAGAAAAGAGAAGAAGGAAGUAGAGCAAAUAGUGCAAGUACCAGGAAAACGUAUACAGUCCAGAGACAAAAUUCUGAAGUAGUAAAUGCGUCAACACUAGUUACUCCAAUUGACACUCAUGUCGACAAUGAAUCUGAACAUGAAAAUGAUGUAGAACAUUUAAAAUCUGCUAAUGCAGAAGAGGAAAAGAAAUUAGAAGCUCAGAGGCAUCACGAGGAAAUUCAAAAACAAACAUUCUUAACUGGUGAUCCGGACCAUGAAGUCGAUACGAAAAAUGUGACAGGAAAUUACCAGAAGAGUAGAUCAGAGGAUCACGAGGAAAUAGCUAAACGAAAAGAAGAGAAGCGAUCUCGCUUCAAUCAUGAGGAAGUAGAAGAAGAAUUUAUAAAAAAUAACAACGCGGUGCCUUUGUCGUUUCCAUCAGAUAUGGAUGAAGCUGAGGAAAUAAAUGCCGAGUACACUAUAGAUGAUAUAGUAGAACACAAUAAUGAGGUGUCUGGUUUAGACUGGUUUAAAUACGGCAAGAAGAUCUACAGCUGGAAGAAGAUGGAACCGAUAAUCAAGGGGCGGGUAGAUCAUUUUAAAGACCUAGUAGAUCCAUAUAUCACUCAUUCAUACCCGAUUUAUAUAGCAAGACAGCAUAAGGUAUCAAGAAAAGAGCUAGCAAAAGUCCUUUUAUGUUGUCACGUUGGAUAUUCUGUCGAAGUGCCAGAAGAGCAAAAAUUGUCUCGUAUGAAGCAAAGUGCUGAAAAUGUUCUUGAAGAGUUGGACAGUGAUUCAGACUAUGCUAAAGAGUUUAGAGAUCAGUUGAAUAGAUGGUUAGCAAGUUAUCCGCACUGUAAAAUAGCUAAUGAUCCUCCGGACGCUACGACAAAUCCGAACGAACUCACCUUUCCUCUUCCAGCUGAUAUUCAUUCCGAUCCUACCGUUCUAAGAAAGUGGAUAGAGACAUGGACUGCAUUUGAUUGCGAAGUGCCGGCGGAAGGAGCAUGGGUUAUGGCAGAAUUUACCAAUGAAGGUCUUGGUGAUACUAAUGAGGUGUUUGCGAAUGCAGUCAAAGAAGGUCAUGGUAUUGAGGCAUUAGAUCCACUUGAUAUGACAAUUGAUGGUGACGCUGCAUGGUUUGUAAUUGAACUUGAUUUGUUUAAGAAUGAUCAAACAACUGAACAACAAGAAAAUGUAUGGAAGAAACGAGCCACUAGAACGAACCUCAACGACCCUGUCUGGAUGAAGAACAGACGAGAAGAACUGGGUGAUGUUCUCAAAAAGCGGUAUAUGGAAAUGGAAAAAGAUUAUCCGAUGGAAAACUUUAAAAACUUUGCUGAAAUACUUGAGAAGCAUUGGGAAGAAUUCCAAACUUUAUGUGCAAAGGAAUUCACACCACCUGUCCGAAAGGUUAGAGAAACGCCGGAAAUUAAACCGGAUAGUACAGAGAAUUAUAAAACAGAUAAAGAACAGGUAAGUGAUCACAUGGACAAUACCGAUAAUAAACAUAUAUUUAAUCAUGAUGACGAAAGCCAAAUGAAAGAAGACAGAAGUGUGAAUGAGCAUUGCGAUUAUGAGGCAAACUCGUUGGUACUUGAGUCAAAUAUUAAACAGGAUACUGAAAACAAUGAAAGGUCUGAGAGUAGAGGAAGUUUUGAUGGUACAUGUAAAAGAGACACUCCUGAAAAUAAUUCAAGGGCAGGAAGUGGAAGAAGUAGUUCUAAUAAAGGAAUAAGUUCUGAUGACAAAUUAAGGACAAGAAGCAGGGAAAGUGACCAAAGUACAAAGAAAAGAGACUCUCCUGAAAACAUUCUAAGGCUACAAAGCAGGGAAAGCUCUCGUACAUCAAAUAAGGAGGAAGGCAGUAACAAUGUCAUUGAAGAUCAGGAUCAAAUGCCUAAUUUAGAAACAAAUGACAGUGGUCUUGAUCUAACCUCUAAUGAUCAACUUGAUGUUGGAAAAGCUAGUGUUGAAAACGAGAAGAAAGAAGGAGAUAACUUGCAGCUGUCUGACAAGAAUGACGUCAAUGGUGGUACUAAAAAGGAUGACGGGGAAGCUUUUGACGACUUUUAUUAACUGUUUAAACCAGCUAGACCCCUGUAAAACUCAUUUUUCGUGUGUAAGUAAAUAUCAAAUUGAGUAUGUAUGUGUAUAUGAAGAUCAAAGAUAUGUGUUUGGUGGCUUGGAUAUUGGUAAUACACUCAUUACCAAAACUGAUUUAUUGAAUUUGUGAAGUAGAUUUUUACCUGUUUUGUAUUUUGAACAAUCUAUUCAAUAACAAAAUACAAAAAUUGAGCUUCAGGCAACAUAGGGCCAGAUCAGGUUAAAUUAGACUGACAUUAUGCAAAUGACACAGUCUAAUCUCUUUCGGUUCAAAAAAGGUCAAUGGGUUAAUUUAUUUAUUUAUUUUUGUCAAUCAUAUUGAUUUUGUUUGUUUUUAUUAGAAUUAUUUUUAUUAUCAUUAUUUCAAAUACACAUUUUUUAUAUUCCACAUGUACGGCUCAACAUCUAUUUUCUUAUUGUAAUUAUUCAUUUAUGAUAAUUAUUGAACUUUAAAACUGUACAAUUGUAAUUAAUGCCUUAGAUGUUGAUUUUCAAAUAAUUUGCUAUUUGAAUAUCACUCAAGGCUUUUUCGUCAUUCUUGCAUGUAAAUGUGAUAUAUUUAGUUGCCGUCCCUGAAUGUUCUAAGCAGUUUUCUGCUAUGUGAUGUGCUUCAUUUUGCAGCAGACGACAUUCUUAAAACGUUUUUUUUUUAAUCUUUCAGUCCUUUUUUGCAUGGUAAUGGCUAAGCUCAAAAUACAUUAUAGAGUAUCAAUAUUCGAGGAUGCAUCAGUAAAUUCGUAAACUAAUUUAAUAACGGGGAAAUGAUUCAAUUCAAGUACCUAAAAGGAUUAUUCCUUCUCAAAGUAACGUCCAAUGCACGAUUUGCAUUUGCAUUUAAAGUUUCAUUUUAAACGGACCAAUAGUUUUGACGCUAUUGAAUUACAUUUAGUUUAAGAAUUUAUUGAUGCACCGUCGUACAUGUAAUAAGUAGCGACUAAGAUUAAGUUACUGAAAAAUGUGACUCACGUACAGCUAUGACCGUCUUUGAACUAAAUCACUUUCCAUAUGCUUGAGCAUUCCUCUACGAAUUCAUAACAUUUGAAAAAAAUAAAAACAUUGUUAUACUGGUAUUUAAAUUCUAAUUUAGCCAACCAACAUAAUGGGUUUGCGACCAGCAUGGAUCCAGACCAGCCUGCGCAUCCGCGCAGUCUGAUCAGGAUCCAUGCUGUUCGGUAUCAGUUUCUCUACUCUUGUUAUAGGGUUUGCAAGCGAACAGCAUGGGUCCUGAUCAGACUGCGCGGAUGCGCAGGCUGGUCUGGAUCCAUGCUGGUCGCAAACCCAUUAUGUUGGUUUUGUCAUGACUCGGCUCAAUUUAUUUGGCUUAAUUAUGCCCUGUGAGAAAACAAAAUAGGUUUCAUAUUCACCCUUAUCUGUGAUACAGAAGUGAAUUUAUUUUUAAUAGUUUAUGUCAUAUUUUGCCAUUUGUCUUUCUUCAAACAUUAAAAUUCUAUAGAAAAUAAA
Molecule: messenger RNA, 4006 nt
Organism: Ruditapes philippinarum (Manila clam)
Lineage: Eukaryota; Metazoa; Mollusca; Bivalvia; Venerida; Veneridae
Exons: 3
Coding region: 260-2518 (752 amino acids)
Source: RefSeq, a predicted model, not a curated record